Molecule: messenger RNA, 1004 nt
Organism: Papilio machaon (common yellow swallowtail)
Lineage: Eukaryota; Metazoa; Arthropoda; Insecta; Lepidoptera; Papilionidae
Gene: Scp1
Product: sarcoplasmic calcium-binding protein 1
Exons: 4
Coding region: 98-685 (195 amino acids)
Molecular function (GO): calcium ion binding
Source: RefSeq, a predicted model, not a curated record
CGCAAACAUCGGCGCGUCCCGCCGAUCAGUCGACUGAUCCCUAUUUUAAAUAACUAAUUAUUCACAAAGACUUAUUGGUGGUAAAUAAAUAAUCAGAAUGACUUCUUCGUGGGAUAACCGUGUUGCUUUUGUUGUGAGAUAUUUAUAUGAUAUCGACUGCAACGGUUACUUGGACGCUCACGACUUCCACUGCUUGGCGCUGCGGUCGUGCGUGCUGGAGGGACGUGGGGAGUGUAGCGGCGCACGGCUGCAGCGCUACCGGCACAUCAUGCUCAGCCUGUGGGAGGAGAUCGCGCAGCUCGCGGACUUCGACAAGGUGCCAGACUAUGACGGUAUAAUAACAGUGGAUGAGUUCAAACAGGCAGUUAUGAACUGUUGUGUAGGCAGAAAGUAUGAAGACUUCCCACAGGCUAUGAAGGCAUUUAUAGAAUCGAAUUUUAGAAUGAUAGACUUGAACAGUGACGGUGUUUUGGCUUUAGAAGAAUACAGAUACGACUGUGUGCAGAGGAUGGUCCUUGAGGAUAUCAAGAUUAUUGAUGAGGCGUUCUAUUCCUUAUUAAAUGAUGACGACCGUAGAAGAGGAGGUAUUACCCUGUCGCGGUAUCAAGAAUUAUUUGCCCAGUUCCUUGGUGACCAGAGCGAGGACUGUCCGGCGAAACAUUUGUUCGGACCUCUAGAACUAUAGCCAACUAUAGCCGUGUGUGUAAAUGAGGUGAUUUUCAGUGAUAAAACUUACUCCGGUCAGACAUAUAUAAGAUUAUUAUUUCGUUUAUAAUGUGUUAUUUAAUCUACUUCGGUUAAGCAUUUUCAGUUAUCUCGUCUCGUUACGAAAUCAGGGUUUUUGAGGUUAACUGUCAAAAGUUACAGAAAUUCUUUUAAUAUGGACCUCACCUGAUGUCCCUGUUGGUUGUUAUAAUGUAGCAUUGUUUAAAGAAAAUAAUUUUUUAAUUGUACUCAAGUACUUUUAAUCUUGUCUUAAGGUAUCAGUUAUUGUAUUGUCCUAA